AUGAUGGCAUUCACGUCGGACCGCCUGUUCAUCGUUAGGGUAGACGACGGGAAGGCUAAGGCCAGCUACCCGCUCAAGAGCGUACAGCUAGCCCCUUCGGACAAGGUCAACCAGGCGAGUGGAAAGGGCAUCAUUUUGACAAGCGACAUCGGCAACGUUCGUCACUCGUUCAAGUGCCGGAACCGCACCAGCCUCUUGGCGGCCUUCGCCGAGCUGCAGGAUGCGGCACGGGACCGGCCUUUAAACCUCCUGUUCCAGGUGAUCAAGCGCAGCAAGACUCGAGGCGACGUCAAGAUGACCUUGCGGGUGGGGCCCACUUCGCUGGAUCGCGUCGACGGGGAGCGGCUGCAGCACCGGGUGUCGUCUCUUCCUCUCCUGAGCGUGGAGAAGGUGUACCUUUUCACCGACGACGCUACGCAGAUGCUGGUUGAUUGCCACGGGGGCCGUCGUCGAAGGUACUGGUGUGCGGCGCGUGACUCCCUUGUUAGGGCCAUGGAGGACCAUCUACGACACCUCGGCAGGACGGGAGAUCAGCCCCUGCCGGUGGAGAGAGUUGGGACAUGGGAGGUGGACACGGCGACGCGCAAUCCCGAGAGCGUGAAGCAGGGAUACCUGUUCGAGGUCCCCGUUCAGAAGUGGAGCCGCACCGAGCGGGCGUUCAAGAGCCGGCUCUUGGCUCUCACCAAGUCUUCUGUAGUGGAGAUGGACGUCGCUACCAGGGAUCACCUGAGGGAAUUCCCGCUUGAGAUGAUCUUCAACAUCGUUUACCACACGCCUGACACUAUGCCGAGUACCCCCGAGGAGGGCGAAGAAGGUUCGCACGGGGACGGCUUGAGCAUCGAGGUGCAGAUGGCGUGGGGGGGUUCAUCGACCUACAACUUUCAGGAGGGCGACUCGAUCCUGGCGUUUGUUGCCGUCACGGAAGACGAAGUCUCGCUUCAGCAAUCCCGCAAGGCGGAAGAACGCCAAUUUCGAGGGUCUCACGUGCCGGACUUGGCCACCUUGGCCGAGACAGGGGGGGCUGGAGCGGAUGGAGUUUGCGGGUACCACGAUCUUCGUCUCACGGCCGUGGAGGCACGAGUACACUUCCUGGCCAACUUCCUGGAAGUCUGCCGGCUCAACCACCACGGCUGCCCCUGGUCUCUCCGUCGGGUGACCAACGAGAGCAGGGUCGGGGAGCUGACGCAAGGACUUCACCCGGACUACCAGGAGUUCCUCCUCAAGCGUACGACGGGGCUGAGCGCCAUCGCACGAGCGGGGCCGGGAAAGGUCCUCGCCGAUCCCGAUGCCAGGGGGUACGCCCUCGCCGUUUUGGACGAGCUGAACUUCUCGACGCCGAUAGCGUUCAAGCAAAAGGAGAAGGGCGCCGCUGCAGCGGCGAUGAGCCUUCUGGCACCCUCCGCCCUGCAGCAUUUCGACGACAGCGGGCGCGUGUCCCUCCUCCUCGCCGUGCUGCGGCUCCUCUGGAGCAAAACUGGCUAUGACGAGGUGGCGCGUGUCGAGUGCCAGCCUGCCAUCGACGGGGUGUUCAAGUGCCUCGCGAGCGAGGACCACACCGUCAGCUACCCGGCGGCCCUCGUGAUUCGGUCCAUGUUAACGCACCCCCGGAAGGACUCCGCGUGGUGGUCCGGCAGCGGCGACAGUACCGGCUCCGCAGCGUCCGACGAGGGGCUGGGGGCCGACCGCAGGCUGGAGAAGGCCAACCGCAAGGCCAUGUUCGGCCAGGGCAACGAGAAGAACCGACUGGAGCAGCUCCUCGCCCCAUGCUUCGCCGAGUGCAUGAAGCCGGACAGCAUGGACGAGGAUUUCGGGAGCGACCUCGGCGACGGAGAGGGUGAUGGCAUCGACGGCCCGGGCGGGGAGAGUAAUCACCCCCCGGUCACCAUGGCAGGCGUCGGUCCGCCCCCCGCCGGCCCCGAGUGCCUGGUCCAGGCCGUCCUCAUGGAGGUCCUGGUGAUCCUAGUCUCUAGCGGUGACAAGCAGGCCGACCGUGCGGUGGUAGAGGCGGUGUGGGAGCUCUUGCACGAGUUCGACGCCAUGUGUCGCCUGUUGUCCAACGUUCGGUCCCCGUGCCUGCCUCUGGCCAAGGCCUCCAUGCAGCUGCUUACCAAGAUGCACCACAGCAAGAGGUUUAGCAUAGGGCCCCGGUCCAUCCUUCAGGACACGGCGAGAGACUCCGGAAUCCUCUUGUGGGUCAUGUUCCUCGCCAUGGAUGCGCGCGAACCCGACAUGUGCCGCGUGGCUGGGCGGCUGUGUCGCGCCCUUACCGACGGCGACGCCCGCAGCCUAGGGGUGCUCACACGCUCGUUUCCGCCGGGGCUUCUGGCUCCUUCUCCGCCGGACCAGCUCUUCAACGAGUGUGGUGCAGCCGUGUGGGGCACGUCUUUCACGGGUGCGGAUUCCCUGGACCUCCACGCGAGGUGGGGCAUCCUCAGCCAGGACGUCAGGGACGUAGAGGUGGUGUGGAGCCCCGUCCACCGUGACGCCCUUGGCCAGCUCCUACUCGAGCAGCUGCAGGAGCUGGAACGGGAGACGAGGCGGCUGUCUUACAAGGGACGCGGGGGGCGUGCCCCGAUCGAGGCUUUGGCCUGGAACGACGCCGCCUGGGAGGUACCGUGGCACAACAUGGUCGGAGAGGUGAAGGUUGGGCGAUACUACCUGGAGCAGUUGAUCGCCGACCUGGAUAGCUCAAAGGAGAGCUCCAACAUGAUCCGCCAGCGUCUGGGAAACCCGACUGCUCUCGGGAACUUCCUACAGUUGUGCCACCUUCGCCUUCUUCACGAGAGAGACGCCGGCAGCCUGGAGUUAGUCUUUGACACGAUGACAUGCCUUUUCCAGCACCUAGGCUCCCGCGCGGUGCCCAUGCUGCCGUUCCUCGGGUCGGUGCUGCACAUGCUCACGUAUUCCCUGCCGGCUAUCCUUGGCCCGGUGGGAGCAGCCGAGGAGAACCCUCUCGACAGCGACGACGAAGGUUCUGACAAGGAUGAGCACGACGGCCGCUCCGGCGGCAUUGAUGCGGAGCCCAAGUCCGGCGCUCAGGCCACGGCCACGUACUACGCUGCAGUUCAGUUCGUGCGAGUCUGCAUGGACAACCAGCCGGCCAACGUCCGCCUGUUCGUGAUGCACGGCGGGGUGGAGACCUUCGUCGAGCUGGUAGGCAGCGCCUUCCAGCACGCGCACAGUCUCACCGCCUCCUCCUCGACGGUGACCCCGCUGCCGGUCGCCGACGCUGCCCCGGGGGGUGACGGCACCGGAGCUAGCCCGACCGGGUCGUCUGGGUCUGAAGAGCACUUUGGGUCCGCCAAAGGUGGAAGGGUGCCCCGCCGGGAGAGAGCGUCGGACCUUUCGGUGGCGCUCACGUGCAGGGAGCUCGUGGUGGAGUGCAUCAGCUGUUUGUCGUCCGCGCUCGAGGUGUUUCCCGCCCAGGACAUGGACGGCAAGAUGUUCUUCCCCAAGCCGCCGCCCAAGCGCCAACUCGCCAACCCGAUUGCCCUCGCGGCGCUGGUUGACCUGCUAGCCAGCGAGGAAGAAGCUGUCCUACACCCGGCCCUGACCCUUCUCGUUACGGUCGUGAGGGGGGGCCUGGAGAUCCCGCUCUCUGCGGGUGCCCGCGGGCGCAUCGUGGUCCGCUGCCUUCGCCACGCGUGCGAGGGACGCUGCGCCGAGCUCUGCGCCGAGUUGCUCGGGGCGGAGGCUGUGGCGGCACCGCCCUCUCGGCUUUCCGACGGCGGCAUGGGUGGCGCAGUCGGGCCAGUGUCUGCUCCCCGCGAGGGUGCCAUUCUCGCCCGCAGUCCUCUCUAUCCGCUGCUUCCUGGAGCCCUCGUACGGCUCAUGGUCACCAAGGGAGCUCGAGCGUUUGCCGAGGCUCUCCUUGCCGAUGGACUGGAAACGCCGACGGUGGUGUGGAACUCCGAGUGCCGCCAUAUGCUCGGAGUGGUUCUGCGGGAGCUGGAGGGUGCAACGCCAGGACUGCAGGACGUGCCUGCGAUCGAGGUCCACGAGGCUGGACGUCGGCUGGAGGCACUGUACUCGGAGAAGGGAGGCGUUCCGGUCCUCUUCACCAGCCCCUACUACGUGCAGCUUAUGGACGAGAACUACCGCAUCGAGUACCCCGCGGCCUUCCUCCUGGAAGUGGCGAGCUCCAUGACCGAGGUGCUGCAAGGUCCGCCCGAGAUGCACGAGCUCUACGCGGGGAACGGCAAGGGACGUGUAAGGUGCAUCAGCACCCCUCUGGAGAACGAGGGGGACGUGAUCUACCUACACGAGCCGCUAUUGUGGACCUUGCGACAGCACGCGACCAACGGUGUCACCGGGCCUGACAGCCUGGCCAGGGCCAUCGGGGCCGUUGCGGCACCGCUGUUGGAGAUCACGGCUCGCGUCGCCGUAGCGUGCAGCUUUAGCCCAGAGGCUCUGACCUCCCUGGCCAGCUUCACCGAAUCCCUCAGCCUCUGCCUAGGCUUCCUAGCCCGCGCUAACAGACUGUCCGCCCAGGCGUGGAACGCGGUGGACGGAUCGAUGGUGCCCCCCGCCCGCCAAGAGACGCAGGGGCGUCGCGCGGCGUCUCGCCGCAGGUCUAGCGUAGGCGGCCGUCGCCGCACCACCGGAAGCGGUGACGGGGUUGAGAACGGUGGGGGCUGGACGGUUGCGGUGGACUUGCGUAAGGUUGACGCGCUGCUGACGAUGCUGAAGCAGCUUGACGAUCAAGAGAGCGCGGGGCACCUGAUGGGCGCAGGCAACCAGGAUCUCUCUUCGGAGACAUCGCAUGGCGUUGACAUCAACCGCGAGGUCCCCGGCCUGACAAGCUAUGUCGGCGGACUGGUGUCCUCGUUGUCCACGCUGGAAGCGCCGACCGCGAUACUGGCAGCCACGGAGGGCAUCGGUCUCGCUGCCUUGGGCUUGGGCAAGGAAGCCCACAUCGACUUGCUCUACAAGAGUCAGCUUUCAUGUUCUUNCAUCGCGCACUGCGUUCGCCCCCAAGCCUGCGAGGAUCGUCCGGGGGGAUACCCGGGCCUCGGCAUCCAGUCCGCCAUGGCCCUCCGGUCGCUGGCGGAAGGCGAGCACGCCGGGACCAACGCGGCUCUUGCGGCGCUCUUGACGCCCGGAGGGUUGGCGGUCCUCCGGCGUUCGGCCGAGGAGUUUGUCCGUGUGUUGCGGUCGUCGGUGCCGGUGGAGACGCCCAAGGUGGUGUGGGGGCCCAAAUGCCGCGACGAACUGGAGGAGUUGCUCAAGCAGCCCCCGGCCGAAACAGACAUCGGAGGACACCGCGGCCUUGGGGCCGCCGUGCCUGCGGUUUAUCCCGCAUCGGGCCGUUGCCGCAGGUUCAAGCCCAGGGAGCUCGACGGGUUUGUGUUCGCGUCUCUGCAGGACGAGCUGGUGGUGGAUGACGUGUACCUGAGAGUGCUCGUCCGCGAUGCCGAGAGGCAAAGGGAAGCUGGGGGCGACGGGGAUAUUCGUAGGGCGGCGGCGGCCGCUUCGGGACUCGGGCAGGGUCUUUCCCUCCCGUCCGACUUGCUGGCAUCCGUUUUCGUCUACCUGGGGGAUCAGAUGCGGUUGAUUGUAGCAGGCCAGGUGCCCACUGCCACCGCCGACCGCGAGCUAUUCUUUCAGGACGUGUCGCUGCUGCUGCAGGCCUUGCUCGGUCUUGCUGUGGGCGAAGAGCAGGUGCCCGAGGUAAUCGAGGACAGCGGUGAAGCGCUCAACCUCUUGUGGGCAGCCACGCAGCCUUACCUACGAGACGGCCUCGCUGGCCCCGCGGCGCCGACCAUCACGCGCUCCGUGGUCCGGCUGAUGCACGUCUUCUUGACUAAGGGCGGUCCGUCCGCAGGCGAGGCUCUGGUUGCUUCGGGAGCUGCGGCGCCGGCGGUCCACGCAUGCGGAAAAAUGCUGGCCGACGACUACGACCUCAGCGCCUUCUCGCAAGAGGAUGGGGAAGCCGCACUGCACGUUGCGGCCAUGCUUCUGGACGCCCACCCGUCUGCCGCGGGUCACAUGGUCAGCGUCGGUGCCGUCCCGAUGUUCCUGUCCAGGGUCUGCCACAACGACUUUCAGUUGGCCACCCGCCUGCGGUGUGCCGCAAUUCUCCACCGGCUGUGCGUGUCGGUCCCUGCGGCCAGCAUUGGCCUCGGCAGGGUGAUGCCCGAGCUACUCCUCCUCCACCUCGAGGCGGAUGCCACCGGAGAAAGCCUGUUGAGACACCUCGACGACGAGGCAGUGUCCCCCAUCCUCGUGUGGGACACCUCCUGCCGCGACCGCCUCUCCGCCCUCACCUGGGCCCACUGGGAGGACUGGCGCCGCAGGGUGAAGGUCGGGGCUAGCCUGCGCUGGAUGCCCGCGUACCUUCCAGAGCAGGUGCUGCUUCCCGACGCCCACUCGAGCGAGCCGUGCGUGGCGGGGCUGUACUUCAGGCUGUACGCCGCCGAGCCUGGGUUUGCCCUCGAGAAGGACAUGGUGGAAGGCUUCCUCGUGUGCUCGGUGGAGGCGAUGCUUCACGGCAGGGUCGCCGAUGAGCUCCUUCCGGUCUUGCUCGAGGCCCUAUACUACGCGCUCGCGUGCCUGGGCGACGGGGCCCUGGCGGGCGCCUCUCGCAAGGCCAACGGUCUGUGGCCCAUCGCCUUCUCCCUCAUCUGGAAAGAGCUCGGGCUCGGGUCGGUGCGUUACGACCCUUCCCAGCGACCCCCCCGGGGAGUUGCCAACGAGGUGGCCCCGCAGGCGGACAGCGACCUGUCCCAGGGGGAGGCUAUCCUUAGGUGGGGGGCCCGCAUCGUGUGCCUGUUGGCAUCGGUACCGGUGCACUGGACUGUUGCCGGGGCGGGGGCGCAGAUCGUGUCGGACGAGCACGCCCUGGCGAUGGUGCACUCUCCCGCGCUGGACGAUCACUCUCUGGGGCUGUUCCUGGUUACGGCGAGGUCUAUCGUGGCGAGCAAGACGAACGAAGGGAUGGACGUCGCGCACCACUUCGUGAGCCCCCUCGUCCUCCGCGCCCUCGUGGACAAGCUCACAUCGUACAAGCCCCCCGUGGUAACCGGCACGGCCGAGGGCAACAACCGCGUGAGCAAGUACGGCCGCGUCCCUGGCAUGGCCAACGCUCCCCCGGCCGAGGAGGUGCCGGAGGAGGAGGCGCCCCCGCCGCCGACAGUCGUAGAAGACCUCGUGGUGAAGCUCCUGGCGUGCCUGAUGGUGCACCCGCAACAGGGCCAGCGGGCGAGGCUCGUCGUGCGAGACGAGGUGCCGGAGAACAUCUACAUGGCACUGCACAGGGCGGGCUCGGUACCGGCGGACAUUAAGGGCGACUCGGCGAAGGCUCAGCCUCCGCUGCCGCACCGCGACACGGACCACAAGCUCUACCCGAAGAAGGGCAACGCCGCGGCCGGAGCGGCGGGCGCGGAGCCCGUCUUCGCGACCGGGGGCGCCAAGACCCCGGAGUCGCUCACCCGUCCGCUGAGCAUCUUCGUCACUCCCCCGGAGGAGGAGACGGCACCGGUGACCGUGACCAACGUGGAGCGCGCGGUGCAAGAGGAAGGCGCCUCCGUUGCCCCCGCCGCUGUUACCGCCGCCGCCCGGGUUUCCGUCGCCAAUGCGGCGAGCGUAAGCGAGGCUUCUCACUCACAGUCCCCGACCAAGCGCGAGGGUUCUCUGCGGCGAAGCGUCGUGUCCGCCCUCAUGAGCCAACGGGCCGGAGAGAGUCGGCUCCCGUCCGUGGCGGCGAGCAGCAGCGCGACCGGCGGCGGCGGCGACGGCGGCGACUUGACGCCGACGGGCAGGGCGAAGGGGAUGUGGCAGCGCGCUAGCGUUAGCUGGGCCAAGUCGUCGCUCAACCCCGUCAACGGCGGGAACGUUGACGUCCACGCGGCCAAGGCCAUGGCCACGGUGGAGAAGGUGGACGUUGCAAACGAGGAGAGGCCUCUGACCAUGCCAGCGCCGUCGCCGAAGCCAAGCCCGACUACGGCCCGGACCAUCAGCAUGAGGGCCCUGGCAACUAGGCUCUCCCCGAAGCCAGCGCCGGAGCUCAGCCCCACGCAGUCGGGGACCGGGACCGCGACCGGGAGCGGGAGCGGGAGCGGCCCCAAGGGGCGCAGCGUCAUGGGCUGGGGGUCAUCUUCGGUGGCAUCGACAAGUCCCAGGCCAACGUCGAGCCCAAAACCAAGUCACGACGGCCGUCGUGGCUUCUGAAUGAAUGUGUGUAGCACGGGGAGAAUAAUGAGUACGUAUCUACAGCGAGAGCGGGAGGGGAGGGGAGGGUUGGUGUCGGAAAUGAUGGUGUGUGUGUUUUCCGACUGGAUGGAGAUGAUGAUGGGCACACGCGGAUGUGCUUUGCAGUCGCCUGCGCGCCUGCUGGGGAAGAGGCCGCCGGCUGGAUGUGACGACGCUGGUUUGUGUCGGUGUAUGAUGAUGAAUGGCGAUGCUUGCCGCAUGUGGUGUUGGUUUCCUACUUUUUCGGUGUGUUGGGACGUCUGUGUUGCUCUCUACUGAGCCCUUUUGUGCGAGACCCUCGAAGGUGGCGGUUUUCUUUUGUCACCGCAAGCACAAUGGGUGUGGUGCGAUGGUGGUGGGUGUGUUGUGAUGUUCCCUCAGGGCGUGUCUUGUGUUGGGCGACGUGUGCGAUGAUGAUUGGCGCUCGUAGGACGGGCGAGCCUAUUCGGCGUCGGUCCAUGCCCGGUCGCACCGUUGUUGUCGACCGGUUUGCCGGCAGCCGUCCGUUCGCGUUAGUUCGCUCUUCGGGGAGUCUUCGUCGUCGCACCCUGCUUGGCUGCUGCUAUACGUGAACGAGCUGGCAUGGGCCUUUUGAGAGAUAACAUUUGAACAUAGUCGGACGAGAAGAAGCAAACGAUUGUUUCCAGGGUGAAGGAGGGAGAGGGGUGGGGGGUCGGGAUGGAAGGAACGUCCAUCCAAACGGAUAUCAGUGUGAGGGGGGUUGAGUGCAUGAGUUUCUGGUUAAAUCUUGGGUAAUCCUCUCGCCCGUGCGUCUAGUCUACGAUCGUCUAUGCCCAAAAGUGUUUGGUCUCUAUGUUGCUUGUACUUGUUUUGUUCAUUAUUUUUCGACGAUCGUGCUUGCCAUGACCAGGUAAUGCCGUAGACGGUUAUUCCGAAUCUUCUGUUAUUUUGUGGUACGCAUAUGUCACGAGCAAUUGCUAGCAGUACAAGUACUGCUCUAGACCGGCCAACUGCUGUCCACUCUUUCUUGGCGGAUUUCGAGCACAGGGGGAACAGUAGCAGUUGCACUUGUAGGCUCUGUGUCUCGCACUCCUACGUUUACUUUGUUUUAUAGCCACGCAGAGAGAGGUGCCCAUUAAGCGUGUACCCGUCUGAAAGGUUCCCGUGCAACGUCCGUCGUCUUGCCUCCUCCGUCACAUUUUACAUUUUAUAUUUCCGUCGGCUUGCUUGCCUGUAUGUUUGUAUCUGGCUACUACGUAUCUUAAAUGAGUAGAACGUGGACUUACACCUCAGUCUUAAUUUUUUUCUGCUUGUUCGUGUUACUAGACAGGCUAUCAUGUUUAUCCGUGCAUGUCUUAGGUAUUUCCCCCCCCGAGCGCGUUCGAAUACGGUCUGGUGCAGCACUUUGCGUAAGACGAUGUCUACGGUAGUACUUCUGUCUGUUUUUCGGGUUCGGCGAGGGACGAUGUAGCGACGCCGGGCCAGUUUGUCUUGUUCUUCACGCUUGUUCGGGUUUGUUUGGUUUCUGGUUGAUCAUAUAUGCUCUUGGCUGCAGCCGCAUGGUCUCCGCAUCUGACCCGCGGUUGGUGCGAUACGACUGGCUGGUGUUUUUUUAUUCCGUCGCGAGUCACGAAUUUACGAGAGUUCACGUUCAAAACUUUUCUUGCGGUCGAUGGUGGUGGCCCGGCAAGCCGUCGUGUGCUUCCUCCCUGCUGUCUCUCCCACCAGUGUGGCU
Ectocarpus sp. CCAP 1310/34 is the source of this 9886-nucleotide messenger RNA. The record is from the annotation of a GenBank genome assembly. Lineage: Eukaryota; Phaeophyceae; Ectocarpales; Ectocarpaceae.